AUGUUAUAUUUAUAUCGUAAUUUGUCUAAUUCUUUUCAAAACCGUUUAUUAACAUUAUUAUUAAAUAAUGAUAAAAAUAAUGACGAAAAUAAAAUAAAGGAUAAGAUAGAGAAAAAUAAAGAAAUUGAUAAAAUUGACAAGAAUGAAUUUAAUCAAGAGAAUAAUGAUGGAUUAAAAUAUCAACCAAGUAUUAAUGAUAUAUUAGAUCUUUUUGGUUCAAACCAAACAACAAUAACAACAUCAUUAUCAUCAUCAUCUAUUUUUAAACAAGAACAAGAAGAAUCUUCAUCAUCAAAAGAUAAAAAAGAGAUGGAUAAUUUUUUAUUUAAUUUUUCAUUAAAUGAACUCAAAAAAUCUUUAUCACAAACUAUUUCAUUAUCAACAAUAUCAUUAUCUUCAACAUCAUCUUUAAAUAAUGAGAUAGCAAAAUGUCUAAUUAAUUACACUACAAAUAUUGGAAAACAUAUGUUAGUUGAAUUUAAUAAGAAAGCACUGAAAUUUUACAAUCCAGAUGAUAUGCUAGUAUUGAAAAUUAGAGUAUUGGAUGAAAAAAACAUUUCAAGAGAUCCUUAUCGACAUUUAUGUGUUUUAGAGUUUUACCUACCUUGUGAAGGAGCAGUAUUAAAAGAACGUCAGAAAAUAAAUGAAGAAAUGGCUCAACUCAUACCAAUAUCAAUAAUAAACGUAAAUACUGAAAAUCAAGUGGAUUAA
Molecule: messenger RNA, 711 nt
Organism: Rhizophagus irregularis DAOM 181602=DAOM 197198
Lineage: Eukaryota; Fungi; Glomeromycota; Glomeromycetes; Glomerales; Glomeraceae
Source: RefSeq, a predicted model, not a curated record